Messenger RNA from Rotaria sp. Silwood1, 360 nucleotides. The record is from the annotation of a GenBank genome assembly. Lineage: Eukaryota; Metazoa; Rotifera; Eurotatoria; Philodinida; Philodinidae.
AUGGAAAAUAUUCUUUUUGCACCACUUUCAUUUUCAAUUGAAUGUGUCAAAGAUAUGUCUAGUGAUCCAAACAAUGAUACCGUAUUUAUAAUUGGAUUUAGUUUACCAAAACAUAAAAUGGAUGAAUUUCCACAAGAUUGGUUUAAAGCAACACCAUACAUGUCAUCAUGUAUGGGAUAUAAACGUGCGACGGUUUACAAAGUCUUGGACGAAAAUGCGAUAUUUUCAUUUUUUAACAUAGCCGUAUGGUCAAGUCUCGAUUCUUGGAAACAAGCAAUAGCAACAGAGGAAAGCAAACAAGCUCAUGCUCAUCAAGGCUAUGUUGAUCGAACACCAUUUAUUGGCAAACAAGUGAAUUAA